AUGAUUGCUAUAAUUGAUAUUGAUGCAACGCAUUCGUUUAUUUCCAUUGAUUAUGUCGACAAGUUGAAUCUUGAAGUGUCUUCUAUGAUUGAAAGUAUGGUCAUUGAUACCCCAACUAAUGUUUCAGUGACUACUUCUUUGAGUUCAACUGUGUAUAUCAACUUCUUUGACAAGACUGUGUUGUUUACCAAACCCAACGAGAGUACGAUUUUGAGGCUAGUAUCCGUUGGUCAAGUUGAGAUGUCUUUGGGGGAAGGAGAUCAUGUGUCCGUAAUGUUUGCUGCCUUGAGAGUAGAUGACGAUGUUGUGGCUAGUGAUAUGUCUGUGGAGCGAGAAGUAGAGUUCGCCAUAGAUUUAGUACCUGGUACUAGACCUAUCUCAAUGGCACCAUAUAGGAUGCAUGCAACAGAGUUGAGUGAGCCGAAGAAGCAGUUAGAAGAUCUGCUUGAGAAGAAGUUUUUCAGACCUAGUGGGAAGCUUCUGUAA
Messenger RNA from Lathyrus oleraceus (garden pea), 486 nucleotides. RefSeq lists its product as uncharacterized. The coding region runs from base 1 to 486 and encodes 161 amino acids. The record is from RefSeq and is a predicted model, not a curated record. The transcript is spliced from 3 exons. NCBI's taxonomy places the organism in Eukaryota, Viridiplantae, Streptophyta, Magnoliopsida, Fabales, Fabaceae.